Molecule: messenger RNA, 1802 nt
Organism: Catharus ustulatus (Swainson's thrush)
Lineage: Eukaryota; Metazoa; Chordata; Aves; Passeriformes; Turdidae
Gene: PPP2CA
Product: protein phosphatase 2 catalytic subunit alpha
Exons: 7
Coding region: 203-1132 (309 amino acids)
Biological process (GO): mitotic cell cycle; peptidyl-serine dephosphorylation
Cellular component (GO): cytosol
Molecular function (GO): protein serine/threonine phosphatase activity
Source: RefSeq, a predicted model, not a curated record
CGGCGGCCAUUACACGGUGCGGAGCGAGGAGCGGCAGCUCUGCCGCAGCCGGAGCGCCCCGGGCUGCCCUCUCCCCGCGCCCGCCCGCCUGCCCUGACGCGUUGCGGCCGCCGCCGCUGUGGGGAGCGCGGAUCGUAGGGGCCCGCGGGGCGGUGCGGCAGCAGCAGCAGCCGGUGAGGAGGAGGAGGAGGGGGAGAACGGGAUGGAGGAGAAGGUCUUCACCAAGGAGCUCGACCAGUGGGUGGAGCAGCUCAACGAGUGCAAGCAGCUGUCCGAAGGGCAGGUGAAGAGCCUCUGCGAGAAGGCUAAAGAAAUUCUGACAAAAGAAUCCAACGUACAAGAAGUACGAUGUCCAGUCACAGUCUGUGGAGAUGUCCAUGGACAAUUUCACGACCUCAUGGAACUUUUCAGAAUUGGAGGCAAAUCACCAGACACAAACUAUUUGUUUAUGGGGGACUAUGUUGACAGAGGAUAUUAUUCAGUUGAAACAGUCACGCUGCUUGUAGCUCUUAAGGUCCGUUACCGUGAACGUAUCACAAUUCUUCGAGGGAACCAUGAAAGCAGGCAAAUCACACAAGUUUAUGGUUUCUAUGAUGAAUGUUUAAGGAAAUAUGGAAAUGCAAAUGUUUGGAAAUACUUUACAGACCUUUUUGAUUACCUGCCUCUAACUGCCUUGGUGGAUGGCCAGAUUUUUUGUCUACAUGGUGGCCUCUCUCCAUCUAUAGAUACACUGGAUCACAUCAGAGCACUUGAUCGCUUGCAGGAAGUUCCCCAUGAGGGUCCAAUGUGUGACUUGCUAUGGUCAGAUCCAGAUGAUCGUGGUGGCUGGGGAAUUUCUCCUCGAGGUGCAGGUUACACAUUUGGACAGGAUAUUUCAGAAACCUUUAACCAUGCUAAUGGCCUUACAUUGGUUUCAAGAGCUCAUCAGUUGGUAAUGGAGGGGUACAACUGGUGCCAUGAUCGGAAUGUAGUAACAAUUUUCAGUGCUCCAAAUUAUUGUUACCGUUGUGGCAACCAGGCUGCAAUUAUGGAACUUGAUGAUACUCUAAAAUACUCCUUUUUGCAGUUUGACCCGGCACCACGUAGAGGUGAACCGCAUGUUACUCGUCGCACCCCAGACUACUUCCUGUAAAGAGAUUUUAGACCUGUACAGUAUUGCCAUGAACCAUAUGUUGACCUAAAGAAAAUGGGAAGAGCAACAGUAACUCCAAAGUGUCAGAAAAUAUUUAACAUUCAAACUUUGUUUUCACAUGGACCAAAAGAUGUGCCAUACAAAGCCUCUUGUCAUCAACAACUGUGACCACUUUAGAAUGAACCAGUUCAUUGCAUGCUGAAGCAACAUUGUUGGUCAAGAACCCAGUUUCUGGCAUAGCGCUAUUUGUAGUUACUUUUGCUUUCUCGGAGAGACUGCAAAUAAUAUGUAGACAUUAACACCUCGUGAGUACAUUUAACUUUCCAUUUAGCUAUAGCUUUAUUCAGCAUGACUGUAGAUAAGGGUAGCAGCAAACAAUCAUUGAAGCUUAAAGAACAUUUUAAAAAUAAGUACCAAGGCCUCAUAUUUGUUCUGAAACUGUUUGUUUUAUUUUCAGGGAAUACUGUUUAAUUUAAUUGUAUUGAUUUUUUUUUUUUUUUUGUCUGCACUCAGUUCCUUUUCCACUCUGCCCUACCAUAUUGUCCCUUGUAAUUGUCCAAGGAUAGUGAAUUACUUUGAACAGAACUGUUUUUUUUCUGUAAAACAAUGUUACUGCAGGACAGAGCUGCAGUGUUUUUCAUAAUAAACUUGUGAACUAAGUAUGGAAAAA